Molecule: messenger RNA, 3837 nt
Organism: Numida meleagris (helmeted guineafowl)
Lineage: Eukaryota; Metazoa; Chordata; Aves; Galliformes; Numididae
Product: ATP synthase-coupling factor 6, mitochondrial-like
Exons: 3
Coding region: 249-572 (107 amino acids)
Biological process (GO): proton motive force-driven ATP synthesis
Molecular function (GO): proton transmembrane transporter activity
Source: RefSeq, a predicted model, not a curated record
ACUUCCGGCGGUGACAGGCCGGCGGCCGUUUGUUUGUUAUUCUCUCCCAGCCCGGCGGGCGGUUGGUCGGAGCCGGACGCUGUCCCUCGCGAGACCUGCGUUCGGCCCCGGGGGUCGGGGUAAGACGGAGGUAGGCCCCGCGGCGCCCCAGCAUGCGCCUCGCGCGGGAGGGCGGGUCCUGGCGCAUGCGCACCGCGCGCCGUCCCAAGGUGACUGCGGCUCCGCGCCGGUAAAACAUCGGUGCCGACAUGAUCCUGCAUCAGAUCCUGCGACUUUCUUCUCUUUUUCGCUCCGCUGUCUCCGUUCACUUGCGGAGAAACAUCGGUUUCUCUGCCAUUGCCUUUAAUAAGGCAAAAGAGCUUGAUCCGGUUCAGAAGCUCUUCCUGGACAAGAUCAGGGAGUACGACACAAAAAGCAAGCAAGCUGGAGGGCCUGUUGAUGUAGGCCCUGAGUUUCAGAAAGACAUGAAUGAAUCGCUCGCUAGACUUCAGCGGAUGUAUGGAGAGGGAGAUCUAACCAAGUUUCCAGAAUUUAAAUUUGAGGGUGAGUUAACAACGCCCCUGAACUUCUGAUUGGAAGCAAGGACACGCUCACCAACUGGCCUUUGUAGUUAAUCCCCUUUUAUUUUUCAUUGGAACCAUUCGUUUCAUGUAAGAUGCCCUCAGUGAGUAACCUUACUUUUCCAGUGAAGAUGUGUACUUAACUUACGUUGACAUUUGAACAGACUUGCAGUCAGAGUAGGCUAUCUUAACAACCUUAAUUAAUUAAUAGUUUCACAGACCCUAAGAAAAGUGCAAAAUGGCCUGUUUUAUUAAUUUUUCUCAUGUUCCCAGAGAGGUCAGCACUGUGUAUAUCCGGUGUGUGUAUAUUGUGUGUAACCAGUGUGCAUCGUCCAAGCUGCAGUUUAUAUACAAACUCAUCUGGAAAGUCAGUGAUUUCAGAAGAUGAACAUGGAGCUUAUUAAUGAUUACAUCAUGACUAAAUUAUACUAAAACUUUUUCUCCAGUUAUUUGGAGAUGAUUUGUGUUUAGCUGCUCUCGGUUUGUAUUGCAAUGUUUUUUAUAUUACCUAGACUGAGUAUGAGAAGAAUGCUUGGCUCGAUUGAUUCAUGUGGAAUGCAAAGGGACUGCACCAACUCUAUCUUCCAUAGGACAUAAGGGCAAACUUAACUUUUGUUAAUGACAGGCUCAUCUAGUUGUUUCUCUUGCUUCCUUAAACAAGUACAUCUCAAAGUCUCCAUUGUUUACGAGCAGCUUUAUCUAAAGUCAGGUUGAGGUAGUAAAUUGUCUUUCUCCUAAGCUGGAAGCAGCUGGUAGCUGGGACUCAGCAAUGACUUGAGUUAUAUGGCAAGGUUUUGGUAGCAGAAGCACUGCUGGGAUGGCAGUGGCAAUAAACAGUAAAAAAAACUUUCACAGCUGCACCAGCUGUGAAAGGAGUGAGGGGAAAAGGUGUGAGAGAAAGCAAUUCUGCUGACACCAAGGUCAGUGAAGAAAGAGAGAGAUGCAGAUUAAUUGGAAACAAAGGAGAGACACUGAGUCUGGGAAGACAAGAUCUCUGGGGAAGGUGUUCUUGUUUUGUUGUUCGUUCAUCAAUACUCAAAUUUUCAUUGGCAGUAAAUUAAUCUUCCACAAGUUGAGUCUGUUUUGCAUGGGGUAGUAAUUCAUAAGCAGUUUUCUCUUUGACUUGAUCUGUGAGCUUUUAAAUAUGAUUUUCUCCUCUUCUGUUGGGGAGGAAGGGAGUAAGCAGUUUGGUGGGCAUCUGCCAGCCAGCCACAGUUUAUCCACCACAGUCAGUGUUGUCAUUCUGGUCAGGCUAACUAGAAAUGCAGUUUAGACCAGGAACUCACCUCAAAUAUUUUGGUUGUAUUUCAGUUGGAUUAAGGAAGGAUUUGGCCUCAAAUUCUUACUGGCAGAAAUAAAAUGAAGCAUCUCUAUAGGAGGAUUUACGGUGGCUCGGGGGCAUGGUUUAUUUAUAUUCAGUUUUAUUUCUAUGCAAUAUGUCAAACAAUAGUACUAAAGUUUAGGGUUUUUUUGCAUUGAAACAAUUUGUGUGACAACAGGACCAGAACAGACACAUGGGUGGGCACCAUUUUACCCUGGUGCUUUUACUACUGUUGCCUAUCCUUAAUCUAGGUUCAACAGGUUUUCAGAACUGUGGCUAGAUUCUUCAUACUUCUGUCUAAGUGAAGAUUCCUAUGAACUGAGUCUUAACUUUCAGACUUCUUGUAUCAAAGAGAACAAGCAUUACUAGCUCACCAGUCAAAAGCCCCAGCUCUUCUGAGUUUGUACUUCUGACAUCAGGAAUUCAUUCCUCAUGGUUUCUACAGUGUGGAAAUCAUCUUUUGCUGUGUGUAGUUGAAAAUGUGCACUCCAUUCACUUAAUCAGCUAUGUGAUGCUAAUGAGCAGGAAAGAAGAGCUUGAUUACUAGUUCUUGCAUGAAAGCUAAGUUGCAAAUACUGGCCAGCACAUACUAAUAUUCUGACUGAAUUUUUCAGUUUCUCAACUGCCUUUUCUACCACCUCAGGUGUUGACAAAAGGCAUCGCGGUAGAAUGCUACCAAGGGCCGUGUCUGUCUUAAAGCUAAUUAUACAGAACUCCAAGGUGGAUAAGACCUGUUUCAAAGUGUAUUCGAUGCUUUAAUGGUGCUGUGGUGGUGUAACAACCAAUGGGCAGCUCAGCACCACCACACUGCUCUUGCACUCACCCUCCUCAAAAGGAUGGGACAAAAAUAUGAUUGUGGGGAGGGGAGCUUGAGCGUUGAGAUAAGAACAAGGGAGAUCACUCACCAAUUAUAAUCGGUGCAUGUGCAAAAACAGACUGUAAUUUAUUGUCAGUUACUAGCAGACUAGAGCAGUGAGAACUAAAAGCCAACUAAAAACACCUUUCCCAGUCCAUCCUUUUCUACCUCCUCCCCUCAAGCAGCACAAAUGAACAGGGAAUGAGGACUGUGGUCAGUCCAUAAUGUUUCAUCUCUGCUGCUGGUCACUCUGCCCCUGUUCUACAUGGGUCCUUCACACGGGAUGCUGUCCUUCCCAAAGUGAUCCUGCAUGGGCUUCCCUCAGGCUGCAGUUCUCCAAGUGCUGCUCCUACACAGUUCUGUACCACAGGGCCUGCCCUUCAGGACCACACUGUUCCACACGGAUCCCCACAGGUGGCAGCUCCCCCAGUCCUGCUCCACUGUGGGCUCCUCUCUAGGGGCUGCUGCUCUUGUGGGAGCUCUCCAUGGACUGUUCCUCCUCCAGGCCUCAUCAGCUGCUGCACUGUGGGCCCCUCCAUGGCUGCAGAUGGAGAUCUGCUGCAAAUGGUACCCAUGGACCGCAGAGGGACAUCCUGCUCCACCAUGGGCCUCUCCUGAGCUGUAGGGAGCUUCUACUGUAUGCCUGGAGUGCCUCCCAGCCCUCCUUCUGCACUGACCUUGGUGCCUGCAGGGUGGUUUCUCUCUCAUGUCUCACUCUUCUCUCCCAGCUGCUGUUGCACAGCAGUUUUUCCCUUUUUUAAAUCUGCUCUCCCAGAGGCACACCCAGUGUCAUUCAUGGGUUAGCUCUGGUCAGCAGUGGGUCCCUUUCAGAGCUGGCUCUUACCUAUGUUUGGGCUCUUCUCAGAGCUGCCACACCUGUAGCCCCCACUGCUACUAAAACUAAAGCUACUGAAUGGAAUCAUUGAAUGGCCUGGGUUGAAAAGGACCUCAAAGAUCACCCAGUUUCAACCCUGCUGCCUUGGGCAAGGUUGCCAGCCACUAGACCAGGCUGCCCAGAGCCACAUCCAGCCCGGCCUUGAAUGCCUCCAGGGACGGGGCAUCCACAGCCUCCUUGGGCAACCUGUUCCAGUGUGUCACCA